Messenger RNA from Patella vulgata (common limpet), 1098 nucleotides. Its product is annotated as 28S ribosomal protein S31, mitochondrial. The coding region runs from base 89 to 1030 and encodes 313 amino acids. The transcript is spliced from 8 exons. NCBI's taxonomy places the organism in Eukaryota, Metazoa, Mollusca, Gastropoda, Patellidae. Gene Ontology annotation, molecular function: structural constituent of ribosome. Gene Ontology annotation, cellular component: mitochondrial small ribosomal subunit. The record is from RefSeq and is a predicted model, not a curated record.
UUUUAAAUCCAAUAUGGAGAAGAAAUUGUAAAACACUGUAGGCCUAACACGCGAUUCUUCUCUGGGGGUUAUUUCAAUAAAAAUUAAUAUGUCUAUUAGGAUAUUAAACAAUUACUGCAGACUGUUAGUGACAGGAUCAUGGAGAAGAUUAGCAACAUCAAGUAUUUGUCAGAAAGAAAAGGGUAGUGGUGAAAAUAAGAAACACAGAAAUGAAGAAAAUCCUAAGGGUGAAAUAGAGGAAGAAUUAAAGACAGCCGUGAAAUCAGUAGCCAAGUCAAUAGCAGGAGAUGCAGCACAGACAGAAAGUGAUCUACUUCAACAACUUUUGAAACAAACAAAACUAUCUAGUCCUUCUGUUUCCGAAGUUAAACCUACAACCACACCCACUUCAAGAGAUCUUCUGGUGAAUAUGACAGUUAAAAGAUUUACAGAAGAUCAAUUUGAAAAUAAUAAGGGAAAAUCAAGAAAUAAAACAACUAGAAAUAGUAAUGAAAAUAAUAGGACUGGACAACAAUCAAGACUUGUUAGAGAAGGUGCUAGAACAAAAUAUGAAUUAUUUGAAGGACCGGACUUGGGUAUAUUUGAUCCUCCGUCAAAACAAUCAGCCCCAGUUGCGCCUCGUGAAUAUGACAGAACAAAGACAUUAAGACAUAGAUUAGAAGAAGAAAUGCGUACUAAAUCAAGUACUCCACCAAGUAAUGCUUUUCAAGAAAUGAUAAGAUGGACAGAAGAUGGAAAACUGUGGUCAUUUCCUAUAGAUAAUGAAGCAGGUAUGAAGGAAGAAGCUAAAGUUGGAUUUCAUGAACAUGUUUUUCUAGAUGAUCAAAUCACAGAUUUUCCUAGAAAAGGUCCAAUACGUCAUUUUAUGGAACUAGUGGUUGUAGGUUUAUCAAAGAAUCCCUAUUUAUCUGUUUCUGAUAAACAUGAACAUAUUAACUGGUUCAGACAAUAUUUUAAAGACAAGGAUCCAGUGUUAAAAGAAAGUCUAGGAGAAGCUAGUAAAUUCUUGGAAACGGGACAAAAAAUGUGAACAGUCAUGUGUGAAUAAAGUGUGUCAAAUAUGAAAUAUGGUCAAUAUAAAAUGUAGUGUCAUAAAUA